Molecule: messenger RNA, 4207 nt
Organism: Phasianus colchicus (ring-necked pheasant)
Lineage: Eukaryota; Metazoa; Chordata; Aves; Galliformes; Phasianidae
Gene: RFC3
Product: replication factor C subunit 3
Biological process (GO): DNA repair; DNA-templated DNA replication
Cellular component (GO): nucleus; DNA replication factor C complex
Molecular function (GO): DNA clamp loader activity; ATP hydrolysis activity; DNA binding
Source: RefSeq, a predicted model, not a curated record
GCCGUAGCCGCCGCUCCUCCCACCGGUAGCAGCCGGGGCUGCGCGGGGCGGUGGAACGGCGCGCUUUUCAACCGCCAUGAGCCUGUGGGUGGACAAGUACCGGCCCAGCGCCCUCAGCCGCCUGGACUUCCACCGCGAGCAGGCGGCGCAGCUCCGCAGCCUGGUUCAGUGUGGUGACUUCCCUCAUCUGUUGGUGUAUGGGCCAUCAGGAGCUGGGAAGAAGACAAGGAUAAUGUGCCUGUUAAGAGAAUUAUAUGGUGCAGGUGUGGAGAAACUGAGGAUUGAGCAUCAGAGUAUAACGGCACCUUCUAAAAAGAAAAUUGAAAUUAGCACGAUUGCAAGUAAUUACCACCUUGAAGUUAACCCAAGUGAUGCUGGAAAUAAUGACCGUGUAGUGAUUCAGGAACUCUUGAAGACAGUAGCACAAUCCCAGCAACUUGAAACAAGUACUCAACGAGACUUUAAAGUGGUGCUGUUAACAGAAGUCGACAAGCUCACUAAAGAUGCCCAGCAUGCUUUGCGAAGAACAAUGGAGAAGUACAUGGCAACCUGCAGACUUAUCCUGUGCUGCAACUCCAUAUCAAAAAUUAUAGGACCUAUUCAAAGCAGAUGCCUGACUGUACGAGUGCCUGCUCCCAGCAUUGAAGAUAUCUGCCAUGUGUUGUCCAGUGUGUGUAAGAAAGAGGGCCUGACUCUUCCUCAGGAACUGGCUCAAAGGCUUGCAGAGAAAUCUGGCAGGAAUCUUCGGAAAGCACUGCUUAUGUGUGAGUCUUGCAGAGUGCAACAGUAUCCUUUCAGUGCUGAUCAAGACAUUCCUGAGAUGGACUGGGAAAUUUAUCUGAGAGAAACUGCAAAUGCUAUUGUCAGUCAACAGACACCACAAAGACUUCUAGAGGUUCGUGGACGGCUCUAUGAACUCCUAACACACUGCAUUCCUCCUGAGAUUAUAAUGAAGGGCCUCCUGACAGAACUUCUGAAUAACUGUGAUGGACAACUGAAAGGAGAAGUUGCACAGAUGGCAGCCUUCUAUGAACACCGCUUGCAACUGGGCAGCAAAGCCAUUUAUCAUCUUGAAGCAUUUGUAGCAAAGUUUAUGGCAAUUUACAAGAAAUUUAUGGAGGAUGGACUAGAUGACAUGAUGUUCUAAGCCCAAUACCUGUAGUUGUAUGCAGAAUGUUGUGUCAUAUGUAUGUAUGCCAUAUUAGUUUUCUGCUGUCCAUGUCUGUUGGCAUGUGGGUCUAGUUCAAAGUCAAAUAUUUUAUUUGAUUAUGGAUAUAAACCACAAUGAACUAAAGAACAGUGUUAAGUUUUGGCAACCAGAUGGAUUGUUUAACAGCAUCAGUAGAUGUAUGGAAAAUACCUUGUGCUUUCAGAAAGGCAAAAGAUUGCUUCUGAAGAUGGAUAAGAUGGUAGUCUACUUGUAGUAUUUGUAGUAUUCUUACAUUAAGAAGACAGAAUGUGCUUCUUGGUUUUUUUUAAUUGUUCAGGUCCAGAACUGUUAGCAAGACGUAUCCAUGUUGUAAAUUGCUGUUUGAACAUGUAUGUAUAUAUUUUGCCUACUCGUAUAUCUCAUUAUGUCUGUGUAUCUCAUUUCUUUGUUUUAGCCACAAUAUUGUCAGUGAUGUGGUGACACAAUGUUUUCUGACUCACAUUUGUAAGCAGUUGUGUCGAAAUUAGAUGAGUAAUACUUUUGUCUUGCUUGUAAGUCAGUUGGACAGCAUCAAACUUUGUUUAAAAGGAAUGUGUCCAUAUAAAUGAAGACCACAUGCCAGCUGACACUUUCAUGUUGUUUCCAACGUACAUAACUGCUCAGGUAAAGAUUAUUCCUUUGACUCUGGUAUAAUCAGUGGUAAGGUUUCAAAUUUUAACAAGUACAUCUUCUUAAGAAGCGGAAGAAAAGAAUGUGAACAAGUUAAAUGCUGAAUUAGUGUUUUAUGCCAUGUAGAUGAUUACCUUAUACCAGGUAUAUGCAUUCAUUUACUUUGAUGUAAACUGUCUUUCAGAAAAGUGGGGCAAUACUCCCUAGUGCAAGUCUUUGGGGAAACAUCAAAGUAAAGGAAGCCAUACCAAUUUGUUCUGCAAGUCUUUCACAUGUUAUUCCUAUGUACCAUGUGUUCCCUAGGACUGACUAAAUUAAUGUUGUCACUUUCACUUGUCUGAUUUAGACAACUGCUAGAUAUGUGGAAAAAAAAUAUUAUAUAGAAAUAAAUUAAAUUCCCAAUUGCCUCUCCUCAUUCAUAGUCUCUAGAAUCUUGAGCAUUCAUGUGUAUUCUUAUGUGUAUACAUACCUUCCUGUUCAGUGCUAGUGUGCUUUAUAGUGAACUGGUUUCGUGAUUGAGGAAGUCUAGAGGAUAGACUUUCUUUACUCUUGUGCCACAAAUCUACAGUGUUGUGAGAAUCCAGACUGACUGAUGUAGAUCCCCAGAAAACUCAUUUUGUUAAUUCUGAAAUAAGUUGGCAGAAUUAAUAGUUGUGGAGACAAAUGCUCAAAUAUUUUACAAGAGAGAGCACAGAACUGAGAAAGGGGGCCAUAAUUACAACAUGUACUAAUUGCCUGCUCUUUCAGGAGGCUAGUCUAUACUCAUUUUCAAAACCAACCAUGACUUGCUUAUUGCCUACUGUAACUCGAGGAAGUCAUGACAAGGCUAAGUGACACCACUUACGUAUAUAUUUGCUUUUACUUCUAAUCCAUUGUCUGUGGAAAGAAUGUGAAAGGGUAUGAAAGGCAUCAUGACUUGGAAAACUUAGUGAACCUGCCUCCCUAUUCCCAUCCUGCUUUCUAUGAGUUAAAGCAGUUUUCUGUUCUUCAUCUUUUAUCUAUUACUGUGUUUUAAAAUUGUAUCAGCUGUGGUUUAAUGUCCUGCUCUGUGAAUCAUUCUCAUAAAUUAAGCAGGAUCAGUAUUGACAUGGAGAAGAGAGAGAAGAUGUGUCAGUUGGAGACGGUGAUUGUUGCUUCAAAGGACCUCACUUGCUCAAUGCAGAAGUUUAACUGCAUAACUGUGUGGCUGUGCUUCAUCUAGUUGAGUGGUUUCAUUUUUGUUGUGCUCUACCUCACCUGGGACGAGUAAUCAAGGAUGGGGAAGAAAAAGGGUAAUGAUCGAUGAUGGAGAAAAUGGCUGAUGCUGUUCCAGGAUGCUGCUGUUUCUUUCUGUUGAUCCUGCUUCUUCAUGUGCUGUAGCCUGGAACACACAAACUUAAAUAUGCAGGCACAGAAUCUCUUAAGUCUAUACAUGUCUCCUGCAGUGCCUGUAUUCUUAAAAGAAGAAGUGUGUUUGUUUCCAGGACAACUAGUAAGUGGUAGAAUUUUUCAACACAAAAAUCUUUCAGUCCGUGUGCUUAGAGGUAGUCAUCAAAGCAGAAUAGCCUGAGUUGGAAGGGAAACACAAGGAUAUCAAAUUCAACUUCUGGCUCCAUGCAGCACCACCCAAAUUCCAGACCCUACAUCUGUGAGUGUUGUUCAAAUGCUCCUUGAACUCCAGCAGGUUUGGCACUGCUGCCCUGCAGAGCCUGUGUAUCAGCAAGUGGGGUUGAUGGGAUGGUAUGAGCAGGUGGUUACCAGGAAAAAAUGGAGACUUCUGCUGGUUUUUCCACUUAUAUAGUGCUAUUACAUGUAGCCUAAUACAUCUACCACAAAAGCAGAACCUUUGUGGGGUGAGGAAGCAUCUUGGUGUGGGUAUUAAUGCUUCCUGUAUGUGUGUAAAUGCACAACAUUCUUCGUGACAAUGUAUGCUGAGCAGUGUGCACCUUCACACACCUAGCAGGAGAGGCAGUCAGAAAGACUUCUAAACACUGAAUAGCACGGAACUUCUAGGUGAUGUUUCUUCAGCUGAUUUCACUUUUUGAGAUCUGCUUAGAGUUGCUUCUGAGUUGCAUGCUGAGAGGAUUAGCCUUACUUUCAUCCAGCAUCACCUCCCGCUACUUCAAAAUGAGAACUGAAAACUGCUCCUACUCAGGUGGGACUUAAACUCUGCACAGCCUAAGAGGUUGCACAGGAGUCAGCUUCAUGCCAGCACAGAAAGUCAGAGGUGAAAGUUUUUUUAUAAAAAAGAUCAAGAAACCAAAGAUGGUAACCACUUUAGUUAAACUUUCUCUGCUCUGCAAAGAUCAGCUGCAAAAAGGCGAGUGGUACAGUCUGGCUUCUCUUUCCCAUUUCUGAAAUCUGAGUGUUAACUCCUGCAAGGAAUAUAAUUGGGAUUUUUUUUAUAGG